Messenger RNA from Paramecium octaurelia, 573 nucleotides. Lineage: Eukaryota; Ciliophora; Oligohymenophorea; Peniculida; Parameciidae. The record is from the annotation of a GenBank genome assembly.
AUGGGGACUGUUUGCAUAAAAAGAUAAUCAAGAUGUGAUGGGAGCCUCAACUAUCCGAUUAUUAAAAAACUUAUGAAAUUUCAGCCAGACAAGCAAUUUCCUCUUGCAAAACCUCAUUGUCAUUCAAACAUGGCUGAAGAAACUUAUGAGAUGAAUUAUUUGGAAAUAAUUCUGAAUUUUCAAGAGAUUCCAAAAAAAAAAACCUAGGGGUAAAAAGCGAUUCCAUUCACUCUGAUAUAAGAUUAAUAAUAAUAGAAGACUUAAGAACAACAAGUUACUGCGGAACAUGAAUUGAAGGAAUCCAUUUUAGAAAAAUAGUAAACAGAAAAAGGCUUGAAAAUAAAUAGAAGUGUAACAUAAAACUCAAUUCAUCAGGAAGUGUUGGAUGACUGUUCUGUUAUUUUGAAUAAAAACUAAGCUGGCUCAGAUACACAAACAAUAAGAAGCAUUCUUAAGACGAAUAAAUCAAAAUCUCAUAAAUCGGUGCCAAAAGUAAAUUAGUCUAAUUCUUAAAAAAAAGUUUCUUUUGAGCCUAGAUUAUUAAAGUAAAAAAAUCGUAAUUUUUUUAUGUGA